AUGAGCACGUUGUACGCCAACGCGGAUCUUGACGCUCUCCAAGCGGAUGCUGAUAACUCCCUCCUCAAUUUCGGUACCGCAUUCAACACUGAAAUAAUUACACACGCUAAAGAUGUAUUCAUCUACACGGCCGAUGGACGUCGGAUCUUAGAUUGGACAUCAGGGCAGAUGUCGUGCCUCAUCGGCCACGGCCACCCGGAAGUCGUGCAAACGAUUACAGAACAUGCCACCAAUCUUGAUCAUUUGUUCACUGCUAUGAUCAGCCCUCCGGUUAUUAACCUAGCGAUGAAACUAACGAGCCUGCUCCCUGAAGGUUUGGAUAAGGCCAUGUUCUUGAGUACUGGAGGGGAAAGCAAUGAAGCCGCGAUCAAACUGGCCAAAGUCUUCACGGGAAAAUGGGAGAUUGUCGGUCUUGCGAGUAGCUGGCAUGGGAUGACGAGCGGAGCUCUAGCAGCUCAAUAUCAUUCGGGACGCAAAGGGCAUGGACCCCUUAUUCCUGGCAACUACAUUCUGCCUGUGCCAAACGCAUACCGAUCGGUCUUCCGUAAGUCAGAUGGAUCUCAUGACUGGGAGACCGAGCUAAAUUAUGGAUGGGAAAUGGUCGACCGGGCCUCGAAUGGCUCGCUAGCCGCCGUCAUCAUGGAACCCAUUCUAUCUUCCGGGGGGAUGAUAACACUUCCCCCUGGCUACCUCAAGGCUAUGAAGGUCCAGUGCGAGCGCCGUGGUAUGCUUUUGAUACUUGAUGAAGCCCAGACUGGAAUCGGGCGUUGUGGUAAUAUGUUCGCAUUUGAGCACGAAGGUGUUGUACCUGAUAUCCUCACUUUGAGCAAAACUCUGGGUAAUGGCUUGCCGCUGAGUGCUGUGGUUACGAGUAAUAGCAUCGCAAGCGCGUCGAAAGAAAGUGGGUUCCUCUUCCUCACUACUCACACCAAUGACCCGCUUCCUGCUGCCGUCGGAUUGAAAGUCCUGGAAAUUGUUGUGCGAGACAACCUUGUGGCUCGUUCGCGUGAAUCUGGGGCGAAACUGCAUGUAGAAUUGCAGAAGUUGAUGUCUCGUUAUGGUUGUAUUGGUGAUGUGCGGGGUCGCGGACUUAUGGCAGGCGUUGAAAUUGUUGAAGAUCGAGAUAGCAAAACGCCGGGAUUAGAACUAGGGAGGCGGUUGGCGGCCAAGAUGAGUGAUUUGGGGCUUUCUGCCAACAUAGCGACGAUAGAGUCUUUCGGCGGGAUGUUUAGGAUUGCUCCUCCAAUUACCAUCUCGGACGAGAAUCUCUACAUGGGGUUGAACAUUAUGGAAGAAGCUUUCAGGAGCACAGAGGGAAGCUUACCUUUGUAUGAUUGA
Venustampulla echinocandica is the source of this 1338-nucleotide messenger RNA. RefSeq lists its product as uncharacterized. Gene Ontology annotation, cellular component: mitochondrion. Gene Ontology annotation, molecular function: pyridoxal phosphate binding; transaminase activity. Lineage: Eukaryota; Fungi; Ascomycota; Leotiomycetes; Helotiales; Pleuroascaceae. The coding region runs from base 1 to 1338 and encodes 445 amino acids. The transcript is spliced from 2 exons. The record is from RefSeq and is a predicted model, not a curated record.